This is a messenger RNA of Talaromyces marneffei, 1710 nucleotides long. RefSeq lists its product as uncharacterized. Bases 1 to 1710 code for a protein of 569 amino acids. The transcript is spliced from 2 exons. The record is from RefSeq and is a predicted model, not a curated record. Gene Ontology annotation, cellular component: nucleus. Gene Ontology annotation, molecular function: transcription coregulator activity; RNA polymerase binding. Lineage: Eukaryota; Fungi; Ascomycota; Eurotiomycetes; Eurotiales; Trichocomaceae.
AUGUUGAGGUCGACUUAUACACCUCCACCUCCGCUUCCACCAGGGUGGACAGAGCAUAAAGCGCCGACGGGGCAUUCGUAUUAUUACAAUGCGGCAACGAAACAAUCUACCUACAAACGCCCUACCGCGCCUCCCGUUCCUGUCAUAGACUCUACACAGGCGCAACCUAGCUAUACCCCAGAAAACCUUCCUCCUUUUUCUUCAACUCCCUAUGGACCUUCUGUAGGAACAAGGCAGCCGGAUAGAUUUGCUCAAAACAACACCUUUCAACAGUAUCGCACGGGGCAUGAUCGCGGCAGAGCUCAUGGGAAUCGAAGGCAUCGGGAACCCAAUGAUCGCCCAAAAUCCAAACACAGUAUCCCCGGAUGUGCGCCCUGGCUUUUAGUGAAAACGAGAUAUGGACGACGAUUUAUACACAACCCAGAGACAAACGAGAGUUAUUGGAAAUUCCCGGAACAUGUCUUGAAAGGCGUGGUGGAGUUCGACCGGUUGGAGAGGGAAAGGAAACAGCAAGAACAACUUCACGAGGACGAGAGUCAAGAGUCGCCUAGAAUCGGCAAUCAAGAUAAAGACGAAAUAAUUCUUGAAGCGCAAGAUAUUCCUGCCACUGCCGCACCAGAUGAAGAGGGAAGCGAUGAGUACGAAGAAGUAGAGGUGACUGAUAAUGAAGAGGACGAGGACCAGCUCAGUAAACGACCAAGAAUAGAAGGCGAACAAGACGAUGACGAUCGACCCAUGGAGUUUAAUGAGGAAGACUUUGAAUAUCAGCUAGCGGCCAUGGGCGAGGACUACGGCUUAGAUCCCGGCGAAUACGGCGAGCCUGGUGAGGAAGGCUGGGAAGAAGGCGUGGAAGGACUCACAUUAACCGAUGAAGAAGCCACUUCCCUUUUCAGUGAUCUGCUUGACGAUUUCCGUAUUAAUCCAUUUACUACAUGGGAAAAAGUCGUGGAAGAAGGUCGCAUUAUUGAGGACACAAGGUAUACCGUGUUAUCGAAUAUGAAAGCACGGCGGGAAGCGUUCGCAAAUUGGAGCCGUCAGCGCAUACAGGAGAUAAAGGCGCGCAAGGAAAAAGAGGAAAAGAAAGAUCCACGGAUCAAAUAUAUCGCUUUUCUUCAAGAAUACGCUACACCAAAGUUAUACUGGCCAGAAUUCAAGCGGAAAUAUCGAAAAGAGGACGAGAUGAAAAAUAUGCGAAUGUCAGACAAAGAUCGCGAGAAGCUUUAUCGCGAUCAUAUUGCGCAACUAAAGCUCAGCGAGAGCACUAGGAAAUCAGACUUGUCCGCCUUGCUCAAGUCGAUUCCACCUCAGGAUCUGAACAACUCUUCGCAUAUCGAAGCUCUUCCUCCUGCGGUAUUGACUGACAUACGCUAUAUCUCAUUGCCACUAAAAGUUCGAAAUCCAUUGAUAGAAGCAUACAUUUCCACCCUGCCCCCUGCUCCCGAAGAAGAAGCCGCCGCCCUAUCAGCCCAGGAACAACAAGAACGGGAGCAGAAACGGCUUGAGCGAGAUCGAAGGGAGAAAGCUCUGGCCGAGAGAGAACGCCGAGUCGAGGAAGAGAAACGCCGUUUGAAGGGCGAGUUACUUCAUGGCAAGAGGCUUCUAAGAGAGGAAGCUGCCGAGAUUCAAGAAGCUAUGCAAAUCAGAGGCAAGCAAAGCUUGAAAAGUUAUUUUGAAACUGGCGGAGACGAAGGCGUGGAGAAGACGGACUAG